AUUCAAAUUCAAGAUGCCAAAUGCGUUCUCCUCAACAUUUCGUGUCUGGAGUUUGUCUUCCCCCGGUCUUCUGUGGUUGCUGGCCUUGCCUCCAGUGACCAGAAGCUACCCCAGAGGCAGAGCCACCACUCAAAUGGCUGUUGCUGCCAUAAAUCAUAGCAGCCUCCGAUGGAUGAACUGUCGUCCAUGGCUUCGAAGCCCCGGCACUCCGCCACUUUCUUUUUCUUCCUUUUCUUCAGUUGCCGCAUUCUCUCCCUUGCCUUCUUCUUCUUCUUCCAUGGAGGACUCAGAAUCUCAGCCCAACACUUCCAAGUCCAGUUCUCAGCCCUACUUCCCGAAGAGAGGCCAGACCCUUGAACUGGUCUGCGAAACCCUAGCUUUUAAGGGCAAGGGUGUCUGCAAGGUCGCCGACACUGGCUUCGUUGUCAUGUGUGAUCGUGCACUCCCCGGUGAACGCUUCAUCGGUCGCAUUACUCGCAGGAAGAACAAUUAUGCCGAGGCAACAAAAGUGAAGACUAUAUCUCCUCAUUUGGACUUAGUGGAUGCCCCUUGUGUACAUGCUUUACAUUGUGGAGGUUGUAAGACUCAGAACUUGUUGUAUAAUGCCCAGCUUAGGGCUAAAGAACAACAAGUUUUUGAGCUGGUGGUACACGUCGGCAAGUUUUCUGAUAAAGACCCAGAAUUCUCUAGCAUCAUGAAGCCCAUCGUUCCUUGUGACAUCCAAUUCAAUUAUAGAAAUAAGAUGGAAUUCUCUUUUGCUACUCAAAAAUGGGUGGCUAGAGAAUUGUUGCAUGAGAAACAAUAUGGUCAUAGUGGCUACGCAUUGGGGUUGCAUGCUCCUGGUUUUUUUGAUAAAGUUCUGAAUGUGAACAAGUGCUUAUUACAGAGCGACCAGGCCAAUGUGGUUCUUGCAGCUAUUCAAGAUUUUUGGAGAGAUCCUGAAUUAGGUCUUUCCCCAUAUGACGUUCACAGUCACAUUGGUUUUCUUAAACAUCUAAUGCUAAGAACUGGCAGGGAUGUCAAGACUGGUUUACCUGAACUUAUGGUUAAUUUUGUGACUUCAUCAUACAAGCCAGAGCUGCUGAAGCCCCUUGUUGAGAAAAUCUCUGCUAUUCCUGAAGUGGUAAGCAUUGUAAACAAUGUUAAUACUUCGGUUGGUAACACAUCUGUUGGGGAAGAGGAAUACACUCUAUAUGGCAAAUCCACCAUCACAGAGAUCUUAAAGGGGCUUAAAUUCCAAAUUUCAGCCAACUCUUUCUUCCAGACAAAUACACAUCAGGCGGAGGUAUUAUAUAAACUUAUAGAAGAUUGUGCUGGUCUCAAGGGGGAUGGCUCAGAAAUUGUUCUUGACUUGUUUUGUGGAACUGGCACCAUUGGCCUGACCCUUGCCAGAAAAGUUAGGCAUGUAUACGGCUAUGAAGUAGUUGCUCAAGCUAUCUCAGAUGCUCGUCGGAAUGCCAAGUUGAAUGGUAUCUGCAAUGCCACAUUUGUCCAAGGGGAUCUUAACAAAAUUGGUGAAAAUUUUGGCGGUGAUUUUCCUAAGCCUGACAUUGUCAUUUCAGACCCAAACCGACCGGGCAUGCACAUGAAUUUGAUUAAGUUUCUGCUGAAGCUUAAAGCCUCACGUAUUAUUUAUGUAUCGUGCAAUCCUGCUACUUGUGCCCGUGAUCUUGAUUACCUCUGUCAUGGCAUGAUGGAGAAAAAUAUAGAAGGAUGUUACAAAUUGAGAAGCCUACAGCCAGUGGACAUGUUCCCUCAUACUCCUCACAUUGAAUGCGUUUGCCUGCUGGAGCUUUGUUGAUCUCUGGUGGUUUACUUAACAUGCUCAAUGUAUUGCUGAGAUAGAGAUGGUCUCAAAUAUAUCUGCACCUACGUUGUAAUGGCCGAUUUUGUCAUUUUAGGGUGGUUUGUCAUUGUCAUUUCUUGAUGAUUCUUGUUAUUUGUAGAAUCCCUCAACCAUAGGGAAAAGGUUCUAAAUGAACUGUUACUUCAAGAAACCAGAGUUUUGUUCAUUAAGGUUUGUUCGGCUCAGCAGAUACGAUCCCUAGUUUUUAUGGUGCAACAUUGGGUGGGGGUGGGCUUAGCCCAUUGAUGUCGUAUAAGGUUCCCCGAGAAAGCCAUCUGCACGAGUCCACACAUCUUCCUUGCACCCCAACAUGCAUGCUCGCAUUUAUCUCUAGUUCUGCCAUUUCCACAGUGAAUUUCCCGCACUUGUUUCUUCUCUGCCGUUCCCACCCCCCUUGCUUCAAUCAACACUUCUAUGCCAUGAUGAUUCCUCCUUUUGGCGCUUCAUUCAGGUUUCCUGAUCUGGGUGUGAGUUGAAAUGGAUUUUGAGUUUGGGUCUAAUGGAUCAUGAAUUGCACCGUUCUUAGGCUGUGUUUUUUGUUUUGAUUUUAGAUCUACGCUAAGAUGGUGUUAUUUUAGAAUCUUCUAUAUAAAGUUGUUGGAUGGGCUUGAGAUAU
Messenger RNA from Malania oleifera, 2462 nucleotides. RefSeq lists its product as uncharacterized. Lineage: Eukaryota; Viridiplantae; Streptophyta; Magnoliopsida; Santalales; Ximeniaceae. Gene Ontology annotation, biological process: RNA processing. The record is from RefSeq and is a predicted model, not a curated record. Bases 14 to 1801 code for a protein of 595 amino acids. The transcript is spliced from 10 exons.